Messenger RNA from Triplophysa dalaica, 3854 nucleotides. RefSeq lists its product as uncharacterized. Lineage: Eukaryota; Metazoa; Chordata; Actinopteri; Cypriniformes; Nemacheilidae. The transcript is spliced from 16 exons. Bases 770 to 3109 code for a protein of 779 amino acids. The record is from RefSeq and is a predicted model, not a curated record.
UCAAAACGUACAAACUCAUACGUGAAGUGCAAUUGUACAAUUCGUUAAUAUUUGUACGCAUGCAAUGUUACUAUUGCGUACCAUUUGGACGCAAGGUAUGCGCUUAAAACGUACAUUAUUUUACGCUCCCGUAACUUGAAAUGCGUAUCAACAGUUACGCAUUCCACCCGUUGCAAUUUAAGCGCGAAUUUCAGGCAGUUAUCAAUUAAUUUACUUAUCUAUCCGUCGGUAUUUAAACUGACACUUUGUGGUGCCUUUAUUUAAAAGAAUUAACUUGACAGAUCUUUCACUGCCAUGUCAAAUUUAAAAGUAUUUUUGUGGGUUCCACACCGGACGCACAACGCCGCGUCGCCUCUUGAGCAUCAGAACUGUAAGAAGGAGAACCUCCGCCAGACGCCGAAAAUGGAAAACAAACUUCAGUAAAACUUCGUUGUGUGUACCAUUAUAUAACCGAUGUGUUCCAAUUUUGAAACAUGGCGUGAUGCGCGCCCGGUGUGCGAAACGUAUAAAUCUUGAAAUUUAAAAUCCGGGAUAUUUUCUCCCUUUACAGGAAGGAUAAAUGUGAUAUGCAAGUCGCCAUAAAAUUAUAAGAGAAACUUGAUAUGUAAAGUUAGACCUAUAAGUUUUUUAACCGAAUGUCCGCAGUUGCCCCCGGACAAUUUAUCGGCCGCACCCUGGGUGUUUAUUAGAUUGAUAUAGUGUGGUAAUUUAGAUUAUACGUUAUUUUCCCCAAUCUCUGGACCAUACUCCAACACAGUAGGUGGCGAUAAUGCACCUUUACGUUGGUGCCAUCCGCCAUAAAACCGAGGAGAAGAACUUAAAUUACACAUUUCUGUUAGUUUUCCUUCUCUGCCUCUAUACUCUGGUCAUUUACACUGUCUUUGCAUUAACGUUGGUUAUCAUAACUAUGACUUCUUGUGAUAAAGAUCAAUUAGAUGAACUGCUUAAAAAAGGCCAGGCAGUUACUGCAACGCUCAAUCGUAUUGACGAUAUAAAUCAAAUGGAUGGCCUGAUUAAAAAAGGGCAAACUGAUGCUGCAAAGCUCAGCCAAGACUACUGCAGAACUGAGCUGGAUGAACUUCUGAAACAAGGUCAAACGAUUAUUCAAAACCUCAGCCAUGACGGUCCCAAAGUUCGACUGGACGAGGUCCUAAAUCAAAGCAGAGAGCUUAUUAAACAGCUGAACCAGAAUGACCAUAUUGUCCAUCCAGUUUCGGCAAAGAAAAAUUCAAGAAAGUCCACUUAUAAAGUAAGGUCAAGAAAGAGAGAUAAACCCAUGUUUGUGAAUAAAUCCAGACAAAUCCCCAAGCCAUCUAUAUCCACCCAUCAUGAUUUAGAGGCUAAUAAAUCAAAGACAAAGCCAACAGUUCAGCAAGGAUUUCGUCAGCAAGAUCAUGAAACCCUUCUGCAUGAAUUGCAAGACAUGUUGUCAAGCAUUGGUGAUAACUUUCACUCGGAGAACACCUCAGCAUCGUUAGAUUGGGGAACGAGGGCCGUAUAUUCAUCUGAAAAAUGGAAGGAGGCUAGACCAUCUUUAAUAAGCAACAUGCUUGCGACAGAGCACAUCAUACCCCAUAUUUGCCAAAAGUGCAAGGCAAAUGAGGCAGUGUUUAAGUGCAGAGAAUGUUUUCCAAUGCAGUACAUUUGUAUGGAGUGCGACAUUGUUGUGCACAGUACACAUGUGUUUCACAACAGAAGCUCUAUGAUUGCUGGAUUCCACAUGGCAGUAGCUCCCACUACAGUGAUGAAGCAGGACCCUGAUGGGCGAUACUUUCAUCAUCAUGAUUCUCGACUUUUACCAAUGGCGCUACCAGUUUCCAUCUGCCAGUGUGGAGAGAAAAAGUACAGUGUUGGAAAAGGAAGGUCCAUUACUGUUAUCAACAUGAAAGGUCGCUAUGAUCUUUCAAUACCCCGGCUUUACUGUGAAAGAUGCCAAGAAAAUUGGGUACCGGGUUUGAGAGAAGUUCAGGAUACUGGCUACUGGCCUGGCACAAUUAAUUUCAGCACACUUUAUGAUUUUGAAGUAUUCCUGUCCUUUGAGGAUUUGAAAAUGGCUGCCCCUGGAUUGUCUCGUUUAGCAUUCAUUAGAAUGCUUGACAUGAAGACGGCACACUAUGGCAGGAGUGGAAAUCUGUGUGGGGAUGCUUUUUACAAGAGCUUUCUUGAGUGGUCUAUCUGUCGAUAUGAAGUUGACAAGAUCUGUGGCACACAACAUUUCAAGUGUACUGCUUGCACCCCUCUCAUGCUACCAGUUGCAGUCGAUGGCAACCGCAAACUUCACCGCUUCAAAAAGGCUGGAAAUUCAAAGGAAUCUGGCUACUUUGAUGGAGUGUUCCUCUGCAAGGAUGAAGAUGUUUCCUUGUUUGUUGAUGAUAUCCGCAAAAAAGUACCACAUGCACCUGGGAAAGGUGUCUGUGGAUCUGCAGAGUUUGCAGCUGCUAAAGAGUCUUCAAGAAAGAGCAGCAGUAGAUUAGAUGAGGAGGGAAUUGAGGUGGCUGUCUGCAGGCAUGGUGUUCUUUUGAGAGCACUGAAUAUGUUCAGAGGAGAGAUAUAUGCAUAUCCAUUGUAUCUGCAUAAGGAGCUUUGCACUGAAAAUGUCACAUUUUUCUGUGCUGACAUAAUGUGUAAAUACUGGCCCUACUUGAUCAAAGUGUGCAGGGUCUGCCCGGAACUAAGGAACCUUCUCCAUCAAAAGCCAUUCCUCUCAGUCAUGCAUGCUAAAGUACAUGGAAUAAAAUGUGAGAUCAAAUGGAGUGGUAGCUAUCAAACUGGUGCUGCCUAUACCAUGGGAGAGGAAGUGGAGCAGGCAAAUAGCUUUUUGUCAAGGAUUGCUAUAAGCACAAAGUUCAUGUCUAAAGCCGGUCGUACAGACAUGCUCACACUGCAGUGCAUUGGGUGGAACAAAAUCAAAGUCCAAAACAUGUGCAAAACUCUUUGCACAAGACAUAGGAAGACUCGGCAGAAUCUCGAAAAGGAGAAAGAAAGCCUUGAGGACAUGAAAAGUGAACUGGCCGUGGAUAAUGAAGUCAUUAAGCAGUGGGUCACAGAAGUGCAGGAGUGGGCCCACACUGCAACAUCUGGGGACAACGAUGUUCCUGUCGAACCAUAAAUGAACACGAUUGAGGAGAUGGCUGUCAGCAUCAAACAACGACGUCAUCAUCUUUACAAACACACCGCCACAAACAAAGGGAGAAACAAGAUAAGAAGAAAAAUCGAUUUGGAGAAAAAAAAGCUGGCUACUGCAAUUGAACAGCAUAAUGCUCUUGUUGACCCUUUGUUGAAGAUUGUGUCCAUUGAAGAUGUUCUCGAAACGGAUUAUGUUUUUCCAUGGCAGGUGUCAAGGCAAGACUCUGUCAAUCUCUUAACAAAGAAGAAGGUUUUUGACAAGGUCAUGCUAAUUCAGCGACUGGAGGAGGAACAGGUCAUUCUUGUCCAAGAUGCAAAACAACACUGGCUUUCUAUGCAAAGUCGGCAGGACAAGAUGACCAGUUUGCUUGACACAAUCAACGCUGGUGGAAACCCUUGGAAUCUUUCAGAAGAGGGGAUUCAAGGGCUUCACUGUAUGUUGCAGAGACGACUAGACCAGCUUACAGCUCACCGGGACACUCUAAAAAAGAGCUAUCAAAUGAUAGACAACAUGACAACUUGCAGUACUGUGGAAGAUGAAUACGUAAGCUGUCUGGAAGACCAUCUUUCCAGCAGUACUGAUCAGAGCUCUGAUGAAGAUGAUACAUCUGUUUAUUAGCAAUGUGUGUUAACAUUGUGUGUGUGGGUGUGAGCAUGUGCGUUCAUCUAUGUUUGUUAGUUUGAGGCAUGAGAAAAAAUAAAUAUUAAAUAGAUAUUUAACAAUUCUA